ACAGAUCUAAACCCUAACAAGAUAAAGUUUCACGUGAUCUAUACGUUUCUAAUUUACUUUGUUUGUUGUUGAGACAAGUCUCCAAUGUCCUCGCUCGCCGCGGAAACCAUGGCUGCCGACGAAAACAUGUCUUCCGGCCGAAACAUGUCUCACGUGGAUAAUCCUUACGGGGCCGAAAUAUACGCCAAGGGUAACACAGGUGUGUUUUGGGACUUGGUGGAUUUUCCAAUCCCUGAAUGUGAUCCUUAUUUAAUCAUCAAGAAUAUAAAAUCAACUCUUGAGGAUAAGGGUUGUCAUAAUGGUCCUGUGUCAAUCCAGUUGUACCAAGAUGAGAAAAACCUCCUCCCCAAAGAAUUGAUUGAUAAAUAUGAGUCUGCCGGAAUCAGUAUCAAUUUCGUACCCGAUAUUCCUGAGGCGUAUGGAUAUGCUAGAGAUCAUAAGAUGUUAGUGGACAUUCUUCGGUGGGCAGUGGACAGUCCUAUAGAAUCCAAUUUGAUUGUACUCUCAAAGAACUUGAAAGAAUCGUUGACUGUCAGUGUUAUUCGAAGUUUGCAUGGGAGAGGUUACAAUGUUGUCUUAGCAGUUCCUACAGAACAUAUACCUUUUACUGAAAGCUCGGCAUGGCUUUGGGAUAGCCUUUGUGCAAGCCUAUCAUCAGAUGGAGGCCGAAGCUCACAACAUGUUGACAAUAAGGCGGAUACUGUUGCUGUUGCCGAUUCUGUCUAGGGAGCAAAUAUCGGUAGAGGAGGCUAAUAUGUAAUUUUGAUGUUUUAUGUUAUAUAUAAUGAUGCACUCUAUAUAUGA
Messenger RNA from Arabidopsis lyrata subsp. lyrata, 804 nucleotides. RefSeq lists its product as uncharacterized. The record is from RefSeq and is a predicted model, not a curated record. Gene Ontology annotation, cellular component: peroxisome. The coding region runs from base 85 to 726 and encodes 213 amino acids. Gene Ontology annotation, molecular function: RNA nuclease activity. The transcript has 3 exons. Gene Ontology annotation, biological process: regulation of gene expression. NCBI's taxonomy places the organism in Eukaryota, Viridiplantae, Streptophyta, Magnoliopsida, Brassicales, Brassicaceae.